This is a messenger RNA of Myotis davidii, 1056 nucleotides long. It is a transcript of the gene METTL6, whose product is annotated as methyltransferase like 6. The record is from RefSeq and is a predicted model, not a curated record. Bases 21 to 872 code for a protein of 283 amino acids. The transcript has 5 exons. NCBI's taxonomy places the organism in Eukaryota, Metazoa, Chordata, Mammalia, Chiroptera, Vespertilionidae.
UGUUACCACCAGCUGAUGAGAUGGCAUCUUUGCAAAGGAAGGGGCUGCCAGCAAGGAUCCUCAGCUCCGAAGAAGAGGAGAAGCUGAAAAGGGACCAAACUUUAGUGUCUGAUUUUAAACAACAAAAACUGGAAAAAGAGGCUCAGAGGAACUGGGAUCUUUUUUACAAAAGAAAUAGUACUAAUUUCUUCAAAGACAGACACUGGACCAUCAGAGAGUUUGAGGAGCUCAGAUCAUGUAGGGAGUUUGAAGAUCAAAAAUUGACUGUACUUGAAGCUGGCUGUGGGGUUGGGAACUGUUUAUUCCCACUUUUAGAAGAUCUGAAUAUCUUUGCUUAUGCCUGUGAUUUUUCUCCAAGAGCAGUUGAAUAUGUCCAGCAAAAUCCUUUAUAUGAUACAGAAAGAUGCAAGGUAUUCCAGUGCGACCUAACUAAAGAUGACCUUAUGGAACAUGUGCCCCCCGAGUCUGUGGAUGUUGUCCUGCUGAUAUUUGUGCUCUCUGCUGUUCAUCCUGAUAAGAUGCACCUUGUCUUACAAAACAUUUACAAGGUAUUGAAACCAGGCAAAAGUGUCCUGUUUCGUGACUAUGGACUGUAUGAUCACGCCAUGCUUAGGUUUAAAGCUGGAAGCAAACUUGGAGAGAACUUUUAUGUUAGACAAGAUGGAACCAGAUCGUAUUUUUUUACUGACGAAUUCCUGGCUCAGCUCUUUACGGACUCGGGUUAUGAAGAAGUGGUGAAUGAGUAUGUGUUUCGUGAGACGGUGAACAAAAAGGAAGGUCUCUGUGUGCCAAGAGUUUUCCUUCAGAGCAAAUUCCGAAAGUCUCCAAAGAGCCCAACUCCUGUGACCCUGGGCCCAGGGCACAGGUCCUGACCUUUCUUUCACAAGAUUGACUUUUAUGCCUCCCCUUGAAGAGGAAUGUUUAAUGUCAUUCUUUUUAUUUUCUAUAUUUUUAUAUCUUAACUUCUUCAAUGAGUAUAUAUCACUUUUAUAUUAAAAAGUAGCGUGUAAAAAAAACACAAAAAAGAGUGUGUGUGUGUGUGUGUGUGUGUGUGUG